UAAUAGCACUGACACGAGUAAUACUGCAGCAAUGCGGAACAGUGCUCACGAUGGCAGUCCACAUGCGUUUCAGGCUGUCCAGCAGACUGCCGAACACCAUCAAGAUCUAAUGGUUGUACCAGCUUUUGAGGACAUCCUGGACGCCAUCGGCUCUAGAGGAAAAUUCCAGAAGAGAUUAAACAUUGUUUUCAAUUGCUUUGGUCCAAUCAUCAACAUCCUGAGUGUCCACACGUACAAUUUUGCUAUGCAGACUCCCGACCACUGGUGUUACGUUCCAGGCAGAGAGCACACCAACUUUACACUUUAUGAGUGGAAGAGCGUCACUAUCCCCAAGGAACGAGGAACAUUCAGCAAGUGUCGGAUGUACAACGGGAGCGCCCUGGACGCUGCCCCUACGGUACCCUGCCAGCACGGCUGGGAGUACGACGACACGUGGUACUCUUUGACGGUGCCGUCACAGAUGAACUGGGUCUGCGACGACAAGCACAUCGUUAGUGACGUCAUGUUCUACGCGCAGAACAUCGGUGUGCUCCUGGGACUCCUGUUCGGCUACCUGGGUGACAUGUAUGGACGUCGGCCACAGCAGUUUGCCUGCUUGGUGGGACACAUCGUGAGCAGGGUAGCGCUUCUGUUCACGCCAUCACAAAUCGCGCUGUUUGUCAUGGCGGAGUCGCUGGUGUCGGGUGCUGCAGGACUCAUGAUAGAAUCGGCCAUUUCUGUAGGUCUGGAGCUGACAGAUAUCAGAAACCGAUCCAGCAUAAAUUGCAUGGCAAACGUUGCUCUGGCUGUCGGAUUGGCUUUUGCCAGCUUGUCUGUUCAGAUGUUUCCCAGCUGGAAGUAUUCCAUACUUUUUGCGGCACUGUGCUGCCUUGUGUUACUACUCUUCUACAGGUGGUUCCCCGAGUCGCCGCGCUGGCUGACGUGCAGAGGGCGCGAGGAGGAGGCGCUGAGCGUGCUGCGGCGAAUCGCGGCCACCAACGGCGCCAGCGUGCCGGCUUUCACCCAGCAGGUGCUGCACAGCGUGGCCAAGACCAAGCAGGACCGCAUGGGCUACCUAAGCAUCUUCUCCAGCUGGAACCUCUUCAAGAACACACUUCUGCUCGUCAUUGCCAGGUGCAUAGCAUGGGUGACGAUGUUUUCGCUGGUGCUGAGCGUAGGCAUCAUCAGUGUGAACCCGCUGGUGACGGUGUCUGCGCAGUGCGGCGCGCAGGUGGCGUCCCUGUUGCUGGUGCACUACUGCGGCACCCGCUUCGGCCGCCGCUGGUCCGGCGUCGGCUGUCUGGCGCUAGUCAGCCUGCUAGGAUUGCUCGGCGUUGUGCUGCUCACAGCUGAUGUACCAAGCAUCGCCAUGGUGGUAGUAGUGAUGGCUAUGCAGUUCUUCUCGACUGCCGCUGGAAGUGUCACCACCCUGCAGAGCAUCGAGGUGCACCCCACGUGUCUGCGCCAGAUCACCGCCAGCGUCGAGUACGCACUCGCUGGCAUUUGCUUGUCACUUGUUCCAUACAUCGUCUUCCAGGGAGGUUCCGUGGACCGUAGGGUCCCAUUCGCCAUCUUGUCGGCGAUGAACCUGCUGGGAGCAUUCUCAGUGUCCUUCUUGCCGGAAACUGCGCUGGAGAAGUUGCCAGAGUCGCUGCAGGACGCUGCCAUCUUUGGGAGAGGCCGCCCCUACUGGAGUUGGAGACUUACGCCCUCGCCUUCAUACGUUCAAGAAUAA
Messenger RNA from Schistocerca nitens (vagrant locust), 1714 nucleotides. Its product is annotated as solute carrier family 22 member 7-like. Gene Ontology annotation, cellular component: membrane. The record is from RefSeq and is a predicted model, not a curated record. Gene Ontology annotation, biological process: transmembrane transport. The transcript is spliced from 9 exons. Gene Ontology annotation, molecular function: transmembrane transporter activity. NCBI's taxonomy places the organism in Eukaryota, Metazoa, Arthropoda, Insecta, Orthoptera, Acrididae. Bases 32 to 1714 code for a protein of 560 amino acids.